GCGGGGUGACGCGGGGGGACACGAGAGCGUGGAAGAGAGGGAUGCUGGGGCGGUUCAAGCGAGAUCGAGUUCACGCCAAGUGGAGUACGGCAGUUUGUGUCAGACCACGGAGCACGGAAGAUGCUCCCGGUUGUUUACGGAACGGGUGGACCACCCUCGUCGCGGCGACGACGUCGCGCCACGAUUUUUCUCGGUGUCGUGUCUUCUGCGCUUGGAAACACCAGGAACGUCGCGAGUUCUUUUUCGAUCAUCAGGCCGGCUUCCACUGCCACUAUCAUGACCACCGCUUUGGGCCUUUUAAUGAUCCUGCUGCCAGCGGCGUAUCCGGACAAGAUCUCCAUCGGUGCAAUCUUCGAGCAAGGCACCGACGAAGUUCAGUCAGCCUUCAAAUUUGCGAUGUUCAACCAUAACCAGAAUACCACGACUCGGAAGUUUGAGUUGCAAGCUUUCGUAGACGUAAUUAAUACCGCAGAUGCUUACAAACUGUCUCGCCUUAUCUGCAGUCAGUUUAGCAGAGGGGUGUUCUCCAUGCUGGGUGCCGUGAGUCCGGAUUCAUUCGACACCCUCCAUUCUUAUAGCAACACGUUUCAGAUGCCUUUCGUGACGCCCUGGUUUCCCGAGAAGGUUCUGACACCGUCCUCAGGUCUCUUGGAUUUCGCCAUAAGCAUGCGUCCGGAUUAUCAUCGCGCUAUCAUCGACACGGUGCGAUAUUACGGCUGGAAGAAAAUCAUCUACCUCUACGACUCCCACGAUGGACUGCUCAGGCUGCAGCAGAUCUACCAGGGCCUGAAACCAGGCAACGAAUCGUUUCAAGUAGAAACAGUGAAAAGAAUACAAAAUAUGUCCGAGGCGAUCGAUUUUUUACGCAGCUUGGAAGAAUUGAAUAGAUGGAGUAACAAGUACGUGAUACUCGAUUGUCCUACGGACAUGGCGAAAGAUAUUGUGGUGAGCCACGUGAGGGAUGUUGCACUUGGGAAAAGAACGUACCAUUAUUUGUUAAGUGGAUUGAUAAUGGACGACCGAUGGGAGAGCGAGGUGAUCGAGUACGGCGCCAUCAACAUUACCGGGUUUCGAAUCGUAGAUGCUACGCGACCCUACGUCAAAGAUUUCCUAGCUGGUUGGCAUCGUCUCGACCCAGCUACGUCUCAAGGAGCUGGCCGCGAAUCCAUUUCUGCGCAAGCUGCGCUGAUGUACGACGCCGUAUUCGUCCUCGUCGAGGCGUUCAACAAGUUUCUGAGAAAAAAGCCGGAUAGAAGCAACGUGAGGCGAACAGGGAUUCCUGGCGGCAGUCAGAUUACCAAUGGCACCAGGGCACUGGAUUGCAAUAACAGUCGAGGCUGGGUGACGCCAUUUGAGUAUGGCGAUAAAAUUUCCAAGAAUCUCAGAAAGGUGGAAAUCGAGGGACUAACUGGGGAGAUCCGCUUCAACGAUGACGGUCGCAGGCACAAUUACACCCUCCACGUCGUCGAGAUGACGGUCAACAGCGCCAUGGUCAAAGUAGCUGAAUGGACAGACGAGGCUGGGUUCCAAGCCAUCGCCGCGAAAUACAUUCGACUUCGACCGCAUACCGAAAUUGAGAAGAAUAAGACCUACAUUGUCACUACUAUUGUGGAGGAACCGUACAUAAUGAAGAAGAAAUCAGACACUGGAGAGAUAUUGACUGGCAAUGAUAGUUACGAGGGCUACUGCAAGGAUCUAGCUGACCUUAUAGCUAAGAAAUUGGGAAUAUCGUAUGAGUUACGAAUAGUUAAAGACGGUAAAUACGGAAUGGAAAAUCCAGACGUUCCCGGUGGUUGGGACGGCAUGGUCGGCGAGCUGAUUCGGAAAGAAGCAGACAUCGCCAUUGCUCCAAUGACAAUCACUUCUGAACGUGAACGAGUGAUCGAUUUUAGUAAACCUUUCAUGUCACUGGGUAUUAGUAUCAUGAUCAAGAAGCCCAUCAAACAGAAACCUGGCGUGUUCAGCUUCUUGAAUCCGCUGAGCAAGGAGAUCUGGGUCUGCGUUAUCUUCUCCUACAUCGGUGUAUCCAUCGUUCUUUUUAUCGUGUCCAGAUUCUCCCCAUACGAAUGGAGAGUACUGACUCUAAGCACCGGUGGGGAUCCCACAAUGGGUACAAGGAACGAUCCCACGCUACAACAUCCACACGGAUCGCAAGGAUCUCCCCACAUUCCAACAUCGAGCAUGGCGAACGAUUUCAGUAUCAUCAACAGCCUUUGGUUCGCUUUAGCCGCGUUCAUGCAGCAAGGCUGUGACAUAUCACCCAGGUCGAUAUCAGGACGAAUCGUCGGCAGCGUCUGGUGGUUCUUUACCCUGAUCUUAAUCUCCUCCUACACUGCCAACUUAGCCGCGUUUCUGACCGUCGAGAGGAUGGUCGCGCCGAUUAACUCGCCGGAAGACCUGGCCUCGCAAACGGAAGUGCAAUACGGCACACUAUCUCACGGAUCUACUUGGGACUUUUUUCGCAAAUCGCAGAUUAAUCUCUACAGCAAAAUGUGGGAGUUCAUGAACUCACGGAAACACGUGUUUGUAAAAACGUACGACGAGGGUAUACGAAGAGUGAGGACCAGCAAAGGAAAAUACGCUCUCCUGAUCGAAAGUCCGAAGAACGAGUACAUAAACGAGAGGGAACCCUGCGACACAAUGAAGGUCGGCAGAAAUCUGGAUGCCAAAGGCUUUGGAGUAGCAACGCCAUUGGGAUCUCCUCUCAAAGAUCCCAUAAAUUUGGCGGUGCUAUCGUUGAAAGAAAACGGAGAAUUGACGAAACUGGUGAACCGGUGGUGGUACGACAGAACAGAAUGCAGGCACGGGGACAAGCAAGAUGCUUCUAGAAACGAAUUAUCUCUCAGCAACGUGGCGGGAAUAUUCUACAUCCUCAUCGGCGGUCUGCUUUUAGCCCUGGCCGUCGCGCUGCUAGAAUUCUGUUACAAAUCACAUACGGAAGCUACCAGAGCAAAGAUCCCAUUGUCGGACGCGAUGAAGGCGAAAGCUCGAUUGACGAUCGGUGGUGGUCGAGAUUUCGACAAUGGCCGGUGGUACGGACUGCAGAGUUAGACGGAGGAUGCAUGCGCCUUUCCCGGGACCAUAUUACUACGCUCCGGCAAACGCGAUUGGCAAUACCGAGGGCGACCAGGUACACAGCAAUACGCAUACCCAGGUGUAAAUUACCCGGAGGAGAGCCCAGGCGAGUCGCCCGCCAUCUCCCUGCCCACGCCUCCACCGCCGCCGUUGAUGGCGGCCCUGCCUCCACCGCCGCCGCCGCCGCCCAGAAGACCGCCUCGAAGAAGCGUCACCUUCGCGGAAUCGCCGCCGAAGAGCCCGAAAAAGUCGAGGUUCUCGCCUUUCCUGCGUAGACCGAGCAUCACGAUGCUAGACGUCGCGGUGCCCUGGACACCGGCUUCGCCGCGCGUCUGGGCUGGUCGUCUCGGCGACUAUAAACCCGAAUACAUCACGUAAAAACGAAAACAAGGAAAUAAAUCACAGCACGAGCACAGAAGCUCUCCUGUCCUGUGGGCUGAUCAUAGAUCGUUAAAAUUUCGAUCGUCCGACAGCCUGGCACAAAGAUCCAAAGAUCCAAUAAUCCCGAGCAACGCGUUUGCCGCAAAUCGAAUAUCCGCGACGCUCGAUUUCUCGAGCGGUUCCCUCGAUCGUUGUUAGUUCCGUGUUCCGAAGAAGCUCGAAGAAGUUGAAAUUUCGAGCGUCGAUCACGAGAACGAUUCGCCUGUUUGUUCAAGUUCCUCGAAUCGUACUGCCACACACACACGUGAUUUGAGAUCGUCGAUGACGUGUACCGAGUCCUUUCGGAAUGAUUCGUUCUUGCGAACAGGAACUAAACGAAUCCGAGGAAUCGCUCGAGAGGAACGCAGAGGAGCCGUGUGUCACGACUGAUCGACGAAGAUUCUUGGUAUCCAUAUUUGUUUCUGUUAGACGAGACGAAUGAUGGUUUUGCGACAGGAAUCUUCGUGGACAGCCGUGUUUGUACAUUGUAUAUAUUACGUUGUAAUCGAAUCGAACGAGACGAAUCAAAUGGUGUAGAGAAAAGAAGAGAAGGACAACGCGUACGACCGGCUACCGGCGACGAGAACAGGUCGCGAAAUUCGAUAGUAGAAUUCGAUGGUCCUGGGGUGGGUGCAUGUGCAACCAGCAACUCGAACUAACACACUCAACUGCCAUUUCCGUGAGAGAGCCCUGUACACACGCGAGACACGAACGCGUGCACGUACGUAUAUGUAUACAUUAUAUUUCGCGAGGGAAGAUACGCGGGUCGACCGAGCAAACGAAAGAACUUGCUGGAGAAACGAUGAAACGCGUAAGAGGAGAAUUCUGAAAGAAGUGACUGCGGGUGAAAUUCUGGCAGACAUCGAACGAAGAAGAAGGAGGAAGAAUAAAAAGGAAGAAAGAAACUGAAGAAGUUUGAGAAAACUGUGUGGAGAAAGAGAAUACAGGUCGACCGCGACGUAACACUACUAUUAUUAUUAUCAUUAUUCUGAUUACUAUUAUCGCGACAGCCAAGUUUUUAUUACGGAUUACGGUUCGUUACAGAUCGUUGUACACCGGUGCAAACUAUUUUGUGGAUCUCGCGAGAAUGGAUAAUUCGUUGCGUAAAGAAAUAAAGAAAGAAAAGAAAUCAAAAAAAAAAGAAAAGAAAAAGAGAAGAGAGGAAGAAAAGAAAAAGAAACAACACUGGAGCCGCGAUGCGUUUUUUAACUGACGAGAACGGUGUAUAAUCACAUCGAUGCGUGGGUACUGCGUGUGUGAUAAAUAAUAUAUAUAUAAAUAUAAAUAUAUAUAUAUAUACAAAUAUAAAUAUAAAUAUACAUACGUAUAGACGUUUAUCGAGAGAUGUGAGAUGAAAGCGUAGGAGAAAAUGUGUCAGAGAAUGCGUGAUGAAAGCGUAUGUGAAGAACAUAGGAUUAAAGGAUAAUCGUGUAAACGCAUUAUUAAGUACCUAUCACUGCCAGUUCGCGCCGAUCCGAGCCGAGAGAGGACGAAGGACAAUUUUUCUUUUGUCGAUGGACACAGACUUUUUACACACACCGCCGUUUUCAGGCCCCGUUUUCACGCCGCAAAACGAACAGGUUUCCUUGCGUUGUCGGAUCGCCGUGAUCUGGCUCGAAGAACGACGUUUACGGCCAAGGUUUUUCGUGCCAAAGGACGAUAUCUCUCCCGAUAACGAUAACGUCCAGUGCUACGCUGUUACGAAAGAAGAGGCUGGGGUAGAAGAAGACCUCUGACGCAAGGUAUAAAACAAACUUGAAAUAUAUACAUACAUAUAUAUACACAUAUAUCGUUGGUCAUGAACAGAACACGAGAGGAGAAUAGAAUACAUGAGAAGAACGAUGCUCUAUUAGUGAAAAUGUUUGAAUCGUUUGGAUAUUAUUUCUUGGAAAUAUUCAUGUAAAAUGAAUUUUCUAUUUGAAACACGCGUGCUUCUUUUAAAUGGAAUAAACAGUUUUUGUAAUUGGAAAUUUUCAAGCAAUUCGCUAUAUAAAACACUGUGUUCGAGAGUUUUCUUUCGUCGAUACUGUUUUAUAUUAAUACGAUAAAUUCCACGAUUCUAAAGGUGUAUCAAGAGCGAAAAAGCAAAAACGCGCAUGUACAUAUUUUUUUAAAGGUGAUAUAGAUACCCUUUUAAAAUUAUGGAUAUUGCUGUUUUCGAAGCGGAGAUUAACAAAAUCAAAAAACACUGCUUCCUCGAAAAAUACUUCCCAAGGCGUUCAAAAUAUAGCGACUAGCGAGAAAAUAAUACGCCAGUAGUAUAAAGUAAAAAUCAAAAGCUCGAGGAUGUCCACGUUGAAACGUAAAGUGCAGGCCGCCUGGAGCGUUUUUAAACCGUUUCGAUCGAUCGAAAUCAAAAUUAAAAAUCAGAAUCAAACUGUGUCAAACAAGCGUCGAUUGUUACUCGGGUAUCAUCGUAGCACUGAACUGAACAAAGGGAGAGAGGUCGCGGAGCAAAAUUACAUGUUGCGACGUAUAAAACUAUUUUUCUGGAACGCACUCUAACUAUCCCGCCGAGAAACUUCGGUUCACAUUUAUUUACCGAAACAAACUGCCAUAAACCGACGAUUAUCGAAGAACGAAAGAAAAAAAGAAUACUCGUCAAUUGUUCGUGAACCUUGGUGACUCUUCGUUUCUUCCACCACGAAUUUUUUCUAUUUCACGAUUCCCCAUAGAUCCAUAAAAAAAAAAAAGAUGGAAAGAGAAACGAGAAUCGAGCCGACAGUCGAGCAAGUUUUAUACGUGGCAGCGAUGAGAUCGAUCUACCUAUCAUAUCGCCAGAUUUUCUUAUUACGACUAAUUGUUAUCUAUCAGCGGUUUAAAUAACGAUAGAUAAUGCGUAUAUCGGGUAUUAAGCCGUUAACGUAACGAUGGUAACACACGAUGAACACGGUGAUGCAUUUAUCGGAGCAUCAGAACGGUGCGGAAGAGAAACUCGAGUCAUCUUGAUCGAAGGCCGCACGUUCUCACGACUUUACCCAGCGUGAUCCAUUUGAUCAAUGUACAAUUUACAGGACAGCCGUUAUAUACGUCUUUACAAAGAGGAUAAAGUUACGAACGAUUCGAGGGAAGUCAGAUAUUUAAAUGAACGUUGGAAAUGGGAUGAAUUCGAAUCGCCGGAGUAACUUAUUCUUGAUAGUAGCAUGGCGCCAAAUUCAAAUAUAAAAGCGACGGUAUUUUUGUUUCCUCCGUCGUUGUGGUCGUUAACGUUUUCAUGUUGAUGUUCGUCGUCACUUUUUCUAUCCCUCGACAAACUCACCGAUAGGAAGCGGAACGAAAAUAAAAAUGAACAAUGUAACAGUCCCCGUAUACCGUCCCGGCGUCGUUACGAAACAACUCACCUGUUUUCACCCGUUCUUCCUGUUCACCUUCUAUGCUUUUCUUUUUUUUUUUUUCUUUUUGUACGUGCAAUUAUCGAAAUGAAGAAGAAGAAGAGGAUGAAGCUUGGAAAACUUUCAGGAUAUUCUACGACGGAUGGGUGUAAAUAUUGUUCUCCUCCGAAAAGAUCAGCAACGUGAUUUUUUCAUCGUACGAAGGAAUUUGUAAUUUUGUAAAUAUAAAAUGGAAGAGGAUAGUCUUUCCAAAAAUAAUUUCAUAGUGACUGACGCGUUUCAAAGCUAUGUUUGACGAGAACAGUCGAAACUGACAAAAUCAGAGUUAUUUUGGAAGUAUUUGCGGAGAUUCAGUAGAAUAGGUCGACGCACGAUCAGACAAGAUUUCUAUUUCUUUAUUCAUCCUUCCUUCUCUGUUUAUCUUUUUAUAUUUGAAAUGAUUCUUAUUACAUCUUACACUGAAUGACUGCAAAUGCUUCCAUAUUCACGUAGAAUAAACAAGAAAAUUUUUGUAACUUUUCGUAAUUUUUUCGAGUAAUAAACAUAUAAUGAAUUUUUUGAAUUACUUAGAUACAUAGAAAAGUUCGAUAUCGUUGAUCGAAAGCGAUGAAAACGAACAUUUGGUGAACAGUAUUUAUGAAAAUCCAGUAGAAUAUCCCAGUAUCCGAUCAGACGAUGCGUUACCAGCUGUAAAAGAAGGAAGCGCGCAAAGAGGCCGGAAAGAAUAAAAGCGAAACUCGAAACUCGUUCGAAAAAAAGAGCAAUUACGUAGAAAAAAAUGUGGAAGGAGAUCACGCGACGAAAGUCGAACGAAUUGCAAAACGAAACACGAGAACGAACAAGCAAAAUUAUGAGGGAAAAAUAAAGAGAAAUAAGAAAUAAAAUAGCGUCUUCCAGUUUGCGCUUUCACCGAUCGCUGCAUAAGAAUUACGCUUGUACCUUCGAUUCGAGUAUCCUUCGUCAUCUCCCGUACCAUUCCGUGGCAUGAUACGAUCGAUUCCCUUGUAAACCGUUGUAUACCAAUCAAAUUUGUCACAAUACAGGAUCGUUUAUUUAAAUGUAA
Bombus pyrosoma is the source of this 7890-nucleotide messenger RNA. RefSeq names its product glutamate receptor 1 (gene GluRIB). NCBI's taxonomy places the organism in Eukaryota, Metazoa, Arthropoda, Insecta, Hymenoptera, Apidae. The transcript is spliced from 20 exons. The record is from RefSeq and is a predicted model, not a curated record. Gene Ontology annotation, molecular function: glutamate-gated receptor activity; transmitter-gated monoatomic ion channel activity involved in regulation of postsynaptic membrane potential. The coding region runs from base 121 to 3051 and encodes 976 amino acids. Gene Ontology annotation, cellular component: postsynaptic membrane; plasma membrane. Gene Ontology annotation, biological process: modulation of chemical synaptic transmission; synaptic transmission, glutamatergic.